This is a messenger RNA of Penicillium pulvis, 3777 nucleotides long. Its product is annotated as GTPase-activating protein BUD2. Gene Ontology annotation, biological process: regulation of GTPase activity. Lineage: Eukaryota; Fungi; Ascomycota; Eurotiomycetes; Eurotiales; Aspergillaceae. The transcript has 2 exons. The record is from RefSeq and is a predicted model, not a curated record. The coding region runs from base 1 to 3777 and encodes 1258 amino acids.
AUGGAUCCAGAAAACCCCAAUGCAAAUAGUACCAAACGAAAUUCGAUACACCAAGCAUUAUAUAGUCGCCCCGUGGAGCGACGAUCGAGCAAGAAGUCAUCAUCUAGGGACCGCCACGGCAUGGUCUAUCCAGACAGCUUUCGAGACACCGGCAUUCGUACUGUGACCCCGGAGUCACACUCCCCUUUAUCCGAAAGCGAACAUUUUACACAAAGCGCGCCUUCCCCCCGAACUACCAUGCGAUCGCGAACCGUCGAACGAACCGAACCGGAAGCGCCGACGGAGGGACGGACCGUGCGGACGCGAUCACGAACCACAACGAUGGAGGAGCAACGGAGCGAUAUAGCAUCCAAUACUGUGAAGUCUCGCGCAAGGAUUGGUUCGGUCAAUGCCGCCAGCUCAUCCCAGCCCAAGACGGCCGAAGGUAAAACCUCCGAGGAUUCCUCAUCUUCCAUUGGAUUUCCAUCGAUACAAUCUCCCAACUAUAUUGGUCAAGCAGUUACGCGCCAGCGAAAAUCCCCUGGGAGUAGCCGAUCCCCAACAGUCGCACACAAUCAAUUCGCCUCACCCCUUUCAAACACCGAUGCUGCCAAAAUACUCCAAUUGAUGAAGACCACCUGCGGAAGGAUGCAUGGAAUUCUUUCUUUCCGAACGUCUUCCAACUCCUCCUGGGGGUCCAGCCCCUGGACAUCUGGAUACUGUGCAAUCAAUGUCGCUACUGGAAGUCUCAUAUACCAGGCAAAAGGAGAACCUGCCCUGGCAAAGACCCUCAUCCCUGAUCUCCGCGGCUGCCGGGUACGGACAUUGUUUGACUCAGAGCUUCAGACAACCUACCUGAGCGUUCAUACAUUCACCUCUGGGCUAGGGAUCCAGCUACGACCUCAUGUCAACGAAACAUUCGACUCUUGGCUCGCAGCUUUAUUGUGUUGGCAACCCAUACGUCCCAAGGGCGUCCAGAAUAAAAUGACCAAACCUCAAUCCGUUAUGAUUGGAGACCGACGAAUUCCUGAACGCCGAAGAAAUUCAGAAACCGCGUCCCAAAAAGAUGCCGCCAUCAUCAAAGUUGGUAAGAUGCUUCUUUGGGACAAACCAUCGGCGGCUGGAGUGCGACCGGCAUCGGCGGCACGCCGAGUUUCCACAUACAGACAGUCAAGAGCCCUUUCUUCCUCCUGGCAGCGAGUGAGCUGUAGACUGUUAGAAAACGGCUUUUUCAAGCUCUAUACUGAGUCCGAUGUUGCUCUUGUGGCAUGCAUUCAACUUUCUCAAUUAUCGCGCUGCGCCAUUCAACAAUUGGAUUCCUCGGUGCUGGACGACGAGUUCUGCAUCGCUAUUUACCCGCAAUACACAGCACACCCCGUUCCUGACGCAGCGAUGCGUCCCAUCUAUCUCGCUCUGGAAACCCGCGUCCUUUUCGAGGUUUGGUUCGUUCUGCUGCGUGCAUUCACCAUCCCAGAGCUCUAUGGUCCUCAACUGCAAGCUGCGGUGGAAGAUCCGAAUAAAACCCCUGAAGCCGAUACUUCCCCCACUAAGGGCAUGUUCCGAAUCGAGAGAAUCUUGCACUUGCGAGUUACGGAAGCGAAGCUUUUUCGUACCAAGGAGGAGGAAACACCGCGGAGUCGAAAACAAUCCAGAUCGCAUGGUUACUCCGCUCCGGCCUCGCCCAAGGUUAGCGACUUUUAUACCGAGGUUCUUUUGGACGGAGAAAUUCGCGCGAAGACUGCUGUCAAAUACCGGACCACAAAUCCAUUUUGGCGAGAAGAUUUCACUUUUAAUGAUUUACCUCCAGUCCUGUCGCAGGCUUCUAUAUUGGUCAAAACCCUCAACGCACAGAGGGAUUGGACGCUCAUCGCGCAAGGGACAUACUCGUCCACCCAAGAAGUCAACGCAGUCAACAUGCUUGAUGAAAUUGAGAUCUCUACUAAUGACGCGGUAUUUGGACGGGUAGAUUUGCGGUUAGACGAACUGGACUCAGGUGUGGACUCAGAAAAGUGGUGGCCCAUUCUGGAUGACCAUGACCAAGCAGUUGGUGAAAUGUUCAUGAGAGCUCGGAUGGAGGAAACGGUAGUCUUGAUGUCCGAGGAAUACCGCCCGAUGAUGGAGCUCCUCCACAAAUUCACCAAUGGUCUCACAAUCAACAUGGGCCAAGUUAUGUCGUCCGAAUUGACACAGCUGGCUGAGAUGCUUCUGAAUAUCUAUCAGGUCUCUGGGUCUACGGUAGACUGGAUCUCGGCGCUCGUCGAGGAUGAGAUCGAUGGUCUCCACAAAGAAUCUACCACUAGUCACCUGCGGUACACGACAAGGAUUCAUUCGAAUGACACCCGGGAAUCUUCUGGUCACGACCGUAACGUCCUAGUCAGAGAUAUGGGAAGGACAGCAACUGUAGAAGCCAAUCUCCUAUUUCGUGGCAAUUCACUCUUGACCAAAGCACUCGAUCAGCACAUGCGUCGAUUGGGUAAAGAGUAUCUGGAAGAAACGAUUGGAGAACGCUUGCGUGAAAUCGACGAGAGUGAUCCCGAGUGUGAAGUGGACCCAGCCCGAGUACCGCGUGCCGAAGACCUUGAUCGCAACUGGCGGAACCUGAUCAAUCUCACCACCAUGGUUUGGAAGUCCAUUGCAAUCUCAUGGUCCCGGUGUCCUGCUGAGCUCAGGCGUAUCUUUCGACACGUCAGAGCAUGCGCUGAGGACCGCUAUGGCGACUUCUUACGCUCUGUGACUUACAGUAGUGUCUCUGGCUUCCUCUUCUUGAGAUUCUUUUGCCCGGCCAUCCUCAACCCCAAGCUCUUCGGGCUUUUGAAAGAUCAUCCCCGUCCUCGAGCCCAGCGCACUCUGACCCUCAUCGCCAAGGCCCUUCAGGGCCUAGCCAACAUGACAACAUUCGGCAACAAAGAACCAUGGAUGGAGCCUAUGAACAAAUUCCUGGUCGGCAACCGUGCAGAAUUCAAACAAUUCGUCGAUCUUAUCUGCGAUAUCCCGUCCAAUGCGACGGCUCCUGUUCCUACCCCCUCUUAUACCACCCCAUUACAAAUUCUUGGACGGCUGCCACUUACCUCGCGCGAGGGAUUCCCUAGUCUUCCAUUCUUGGUCGACCAAUCCCGGUGUUUCGCAAACUUGAUUCAUAUUUGGCUGGAAGUUGUCCCGGAGCGACUCUCUGAACUGGAAGAGAUUGAUCCGUUCCUUUCCAAGUUUCAUGAAUUGGCACUUCACCUGCAAGAGCGCACCGAGGAUUGCUUGGACGAAGCUGAGCAAGCUGAACGCCCAAAUGAUACGCUUCAGAUCAAGUGGGAGGAGUUGGUGGAUUCCAUGGAGCGGGCUGUGACCUUUUAUGAUGAGAGUCCAAGCAAACCAUCUACUCCAGCUCCAGAGUCUGCUACUGCUCCUGCUGCCCCAGGGUCUGCUGCCUCGGCAACUCCAGGUCAUCGAGGUUCCAUUGGCUUCUUUGCACCUCGGCCACCCCUACCCCGUCGAUCAACCGAUUGUGGACCAGAGGAGGAUGACACCCCACCCAGCUCUUCCUCUGCCACUUGGGAUCAGUCCCGCAUGCCCUUCACGAUACCCCGAUGGUCUGAUGCUCGUGAUAGCACUGGCAGCUCCAAGAAUUCCUCUACCUACUCCCUCGACCAUUCUGAGACUUCCAAGGCUCGCAGGUCCAGUGUUACCAAGGAGAGCUCCAGCAAAUAUCGCUUCUUCGAUUUUGUUCCCGCUCCCUCCCGCCGCAAGGCCAAGGAACGUGAUCAAUCCGGUCACCACUCCCACGAAGAUCUCCGGAACGAAAUCUGA